This is a messenger RNA of Anisakis simplex (herring worm), 204 nucleotides long. The record is from the annotation of a GenBank genome assembly. NCBI's taxonomy places the organism in Eukaryota, Metazoa, Nematoda, Chromadorea, Rhabditida, Anisakidae.
AAACAGUCGUUAGGCAAAAUGGAUUUAAGCACAUUGACCGGGUACCGUGUUAAUCAGGUGUACGGCGGUGAUUGCGGAACACCUUACGGACGUGCGAUGUUCCGGAGUAAAGAAUUGAAUAUUUUGUGUGUUCCUUUGCCAUGCCGAUCACAACAAGGCGUUGGAAGAACCGAUAAACUGGAACAAGUAACACUGAAGCAGUAA